This is a messenger RNA of Strongyloides ratti, 537 nucleotides long. RefSeq lists its product as hypothetical. Lineage: Eukaryota; Metazoa; Nematoda; Chromadorea; Rhabditida; Strongyloididae. Gene Ontology annotation, molecular function: ribosome binding. Bases 1 to 537 code for a protein of 178 amino acids. The record is from RefSeq and is a predicted model, not a curated record. The transcript has 2 exons.
AUGAUUCUUGCACCAAAAUAUGUACUUACACGCCAUUUUUGGACAACUCCAAAAUAUAAACAAUUUCUAUCAAGUAAUUUAAUUUCUAAAUCACAGGCACAUUUUGUACCACUUUUAUCAAAUAUUAAAUUAAAAGAUGAAAUUUCUUUACCUGUUAAACUUUCGGAUAUAAAUGAUAAUAAUAUUUCUAUUUCACAAUUAGAAGAAAUGAAUAAAAUACAAUUGUAUCAUCUUUUACGAUUUUAUCAAAUAUCUCCUUUUAAUGGAAUUACAAAACUUAAAGAAAGAGCUCUUCUUAUUCAUUGUCUUGAUAAUAAAUUAAAAACUGAAAAUAAUAAUAGCAUUGAUACAAUGGAUGAGCGUGAAAUAGUUACACAAUUAUAUUUAAGAAGAAUUAUAUUUGCAAAUGAAGAAAGUAUAGAUAUUUUAAGAGAAAGAUUAAAAGAAUGGUUAAAAUAUUCAGAUAAAUUUUAUAAAAGUGAAAAUGAAAGUUUUUCUCUUUAUGUUCCAGUAUUAAUUCAAGGAAAUCAACAUUAA